Messenger RNA from Columba livia (rock pigeon), 3317 nucleotides. RefSeq names its product growth differentiation factor 11 (gene GDF11). The coding region runs from base 161 to 1267 and encodes 368 amino acids. Gene Ontology annotation, cellular component: extracellular region. The record is from RefSeq and is a predicted model, not a curated record. The transcript has 3 exons. Gene Ontology annotation, molecular function: cytokine activity; growth factor activity. Lineage: Eukaryota; Metazoa; Chordata; Aves; Columbiformes; Columbidae.
UUCUUCCCCCCCCCCCCUCCGCCCCCCCCCCGGGUCCCUCACCGCCCCCCGCUUCCCCGCCCCCGCCGCCGUUACCGCCUUCCCCCCCCGUUCCGCGCCCCUUGCGCGUUGCGGUGGAAGCGGGGCGGGGGGGCGGCCCGGCGGGGAAAGGUUUCCCGGUAUGGCCCCGGUCUUGCUGUGUUUGUUGGCGUUGGUGGUGGCGGCGGGGGGGUCGGUCGAAGCGCCAUCCCCCGUUUCCGAGCCCGCCGCUUGCCCCGUGUGCCUGUGGCGGCGGCACAGCAAGGAGCUGCGGCUGGAGAGCAUCAAGUCGCAGAUCCUGAGCAAGCUGCGGCUGAAGGAAGCGCCCAACAUCACCCGGGAGGUGGUGAAGCAGCUGCUGCCCAAGGCCCCGCCGCUCCAGCAGCUCCUGGACCUCCACGACUUCCAGGGGGACUCGCUGCAGCACGACGAGUACCUGGAGGAGGACGAGUACCACGCCACCACCGAGACCGUCAUCAGCAUGGCCCAGGAAACGGACCCGGUGGUGCAGAUCGAGGGCAACCCCCAUUGCUGCUUCUUCAACUUCAGCCCCAAGGUCAUGUUCACCAAGGUGGUGAAGGCCCAGCUGUGGGUGUACCUGCGCCCGGUGCAGCACACCUCCACCGUCUACCUGCAGAUCCUGCGGCUGAAGCCGGUGACGGACGAGGGCAGCCGUCACAUCCGCAUCCGCUCGCUCAAGAUCGACCUCAACUCGCGGCUGGGCCACUGGCAGAGCAUCGACUUCAAGCACGUCCUGCAGAACUGGUUCAAGCAGCCGCAGAACAACUGGGGCAUUGAGAUCAAUGCCUUUGACCCCAAUGGCAACGACCUGGCUGUCACCUCGCUGGGGCCCGGCGCCGAGGGUCUGCACCCCUUCAUGGAGCUGCGGGUGCUGGAGAACAACAAGCGCUCGCGGCGGAACCUGGGGCUGGACUGCGACGAGCACUCGACCGAGUCGCGCUGCUGCCGCUACCCCCUGACCGUCGACUUUGAGGCAUUUGGCUGGGACUGGAUCAUCGCCCCCAAGCGCUACAAAGCCAACUACUGCUCGGGGCAAUGCGAGUACAUGUUCAUGCAGAAAUACCCGCACACCCACCUGGUGCAACAGGCCAACCCGCGCGGCUCGGCCGGGCCCUGCUGCACCCCCACCAAGAUGUCCCCCAUCAACAUGCUCUACUUCAACGACAAGCAGCAGAUCAUCUACGGCAAAAUCCCCGGGAUGGUGGUUGACAGAUGUGGAUGCUCUUAAAAAAGGAGCGCCCGGCUCGGUGCGGCUCCCCCGUGCGCGCCCCCCUCCGCCAGAGACGCCUCUUUUCUGCCACUGCUUUUUAAAUUUUUUUUCCUUUUUUUUUUGAUAUACAAAGCGUAAAAUUCCUUUGGAUGUCUGGGAAAAAGAGAGAGAGAAGAAAAGCCUGUGCACCAACCCCGCGCUUCAACAUGCAUUGUGCAAUAAAGCAACCGGACGGAGAAGGGAAAGGGAGGGGGCGGCUGGGACCCCUGGUGCUGUCACCGCGGUCACCGCUGUAACCCCCCCGGCACGGCGCAGCACCGCAGCUCUUCACUGGACACCUCUCCCACCUCGGUGGUGACAGCAGGCGGCCGAGCAUCUCCCCACGCUGCUGGAGCGGGGACGGGGACGUCCCUGCCCACCCCACGGCCAAGGUGACACCCCAAGGGCGGGUGACCCCGUCGUCCCUGAGCAGCUGCCGGAGCCAGGACGGCAGACCCAGCCCGGGAGGAAACUGCCUCCCUUCUUUAAUUUAUUUAUUUAUUAACCACCCUACUGGCCGACGCUUUGCUGCGGGAUGUCCCCAAGCGCCCCUUAGUCCCCUCCUUUCGUGUCACCGGCGCCCACAGCCCCACAGUGGGGACGUCCCCCGAGCCCCCUCCAGGCACUGCCAGCAUCUCCUAGUGUCCCUGGGCACAGGGACUAGAGCUGCCACCCAUCCCCAGUGCCGCAGCAGGACGGUGACACUCCCCCCAGGGGUGGUCAUGCAGCGGAAUGUGGACAAGCUGGUGGCUUUGGGGUCACCCAGAGGCAGCACCGGCCAAAAUUGGCUCUGGCUUGGUGACAGAUUCUGCUGAGGCGGCAGAUUUGCCUCCCCCUCCAGAUGAUUUUUGCGUGGGAACGAGCUCCCGGUUUCCCAAGGGUUCAACCACCCGCCGGCUCCUCCACCAGUGACGCAACCGGGCCCCGGCGCCAGGCAGAUGCUGAUGUGGCAGCAGUGGCCAUGAUGGCCCCAGGGGGUGGCCCGGGGUGGCCCCCGCAGACCCAGCACUUAUCCCUUGGGUGCCGGACAGUUCCAGGUCCAGCGCUGGUGACACCGCGCAGCAACAGCACCAGGGCCACGUGCGGAACAACCUGGUGGCUGCCGGUGCGUCCCCACUCCCUGUAGCACUUAGGGACGGCACCAGGCGGCCAGGAACCGGGACGGUGGAGCUGGGGACACCUGGGAUGUUUAGCACUUGUCCCUGGCUCUGUGUGACCCGAAGCGCUCGCAAGGACAAGGCCACCUCGGGGUGACAUCGUGGCCACCCCGGCCACUGAAGCACUUAGGGCUGCCAGGGGUCCCUCCCACCACCAGCACUGAUGCCAUUUGCCUGGUGGCCCUGGCAAUGGUGGCCCCGCCAUGGUGGCACGGGGGUCCUGGUGUCCCCUCCCUGCUGACAGUGCCUUUUGGGGCGCCGUGGCCUCCGGCUGAUCCCAGCAAUGCCGCUGAGGGUGAUGAGGGUUUGUCUGUCCCUGGCUGCCACCGCUCCACCAUGAAAGCCACUGUGAGGAGAAGCACCGUCCCCUGGGACCCUGUGAGGUGACAACUUAGCCACUGCCCCGGAAAGAGGCCAAAACCUCUGGGAAGGGACUGGGAAGGGGACGGAUCCCACUCUGGGCUCAGGGAUCCACCUGCCCCCCCCAGAUGUCACCGUGUGCCCAAGUGCUCCCCCUGGCCUUGGACACUGUCACCUCACGGGGACCAUCUCUCCAGGGACAUUGUUCCCCCAUGGGCAUCAUCCAUGUGACACAGGGUGGGGCUUCCAGCUGCCCCCAACAUUGGGGGAGCCCCAGAGCACCCAGAGGCUCCAGCACCCAGCCCUCCGUGGCGGCUGUGACAAGCAGGUGGCACCGAGGGAGGGACAGGGCAGCACUGGAGCCAGUCAGCCCUGGGCACUGGGAACAGUGUCCCGUGCCCGGGUAGGGGGGAACAGCCCCAUCAUUGUAUUAUUAAUUAUUAUUAUUUACCCGGCCCGUCAGUCCUGUGCGUAACGUAUUUUAGGUUAUUUUUAUUAUUUUUCUGUCCGUU